AUUUAAUAAUAACUCGCUCAUCACCACUUCAUACUUCAUUCUCACCUCGUUAUUCCAACCCCUCUAGAUUUGAAUCACCAAGCUUCCUCAUUCCCUUCUCUCUCUUUUUUGUACUGUACCCAAAAAAGCGCUUCACAAAGUUGAAAGUUGAAACCUCUUCAAUCUUCACGAUGGCGGAGAAGCUGCACUUACGAGAGUUCCUACAGGAGGAUCAAGAACCCUUCCUUCUGAAACACUACAUUUCGGAGAGACGCAGCCAGCUCAAAAGGGUAACACCUUCCCCAAACAGCACUUUACAACAACAUCUCAAAAAGAAUCCACAAAACUCAAACUUCCCACUUAACAAAUGCUUCCUCACUUCCCUCCAAAACGCCACAAAAUCCCCACUCUUAUUGUCACCAAAGAAGAGUACUCCCCUCACUCUCAGACCCUCCAACGCAAAAACCGCGUCGCUCCUCCUCGAAGCCGCCCUCAGAAUCCAUACCAACAAAAACGCGAAACCGAAGCCCAAACCAAACAGGGCCUUGGGCAUCUUCGGCUCGCUCUUCAAGAAACUAACCAACCGGAAGAGGGAAACAAUAGAGGGUGGUGCUGUUGCUAAGGUUAAUAAAGACAGCGACGACGACGAUGUUGUUGUGGUGGGAUCAUGUGAGGUCGGGUUCACGUGUUCCUGCAACGGAAGGCCCAGCAGUGCUGUCUGGUCGGAGAGCAACGAGGAUAAAUCGUUGGACUUGGAAUCUUCCAGUAGUGGCAACUCCUUUGAUGACUCUGUUGUUGAAGAGAUUGAGUUUCUCAACAAAGGGAAACUAAUAAACGCUGAUGAUCACGGCUUCUUCUGUCAAAGCCCGUUCCGUUUCUCCCUCCAACGCAGCCCCGACUACUCCGGCCGCCGCACGCCGGUCUUUUCUUCGCCGGCGGCUGCUCCAUGUCGCCGCAAAACCGAGGACAAAGAAAUUAAUGGUGCUGAUGGCGUCAACAAAUUCCAUUCAGGGGAAGAAGAGGAAGAUAAGGAACAGUGUAGUCCAGUAUCUGUUUUAGACCCACCCUUCGAUGAUGAUAAUGAUGAUGGGCAUGAUCAUGACAAUGGAGAUGAUGUUUUUGAUUUGGACUGUAGCUAUGCCAAUGUACAAAGAACUAAGCAGCACCUACUAGACAGGCUUUGUAGAUUCGAGAAACUUGCUGAGCUAGAUCCGGUAGAACUUGAGAAGAGAAUGCUGGAUCAUGAAGAUCGCGAGUACGAAACAUUUACUGAAGAGGAUGAUGAUCAUGAAGACGUGGACAGCGAAACAGCAUGCGAAGAAAACAUUCUCAGAGGAGAAAUGUUUGAAAUCCUCUGCUGCCGUUCAAGUGUUCAACAAGACACACAGCAAGCCCAAGCAGAAGACCUCAAGAGGCUGGUCUAUGAUCUCAUCAAGGAGGAAGAGACGACACAAGUUAAUAAUAAUUGUUCAGACAUGGUGAUAAGAAGGGUUCUUAGGAAGCUAGAAUUGUGGAAAGAAGUUGAGUCCAACACUAUUGAUAUGAUGAUAGAAGAGGAUUUCUCUAGGGAGCAAUGUAGGUGGAAGAAAAAUGAUGAGCACACAAAGGAGCUAGCUGUGGAAGUUGAACUUGCCAUUUUUUGCUUUCUAGUGGAGGAGCUUUCAGAGGAACUACUAAUAUGUUAAUGUGGGUAAAUUUUGAUGCAGCUGAAGAAUUUCGAAUGAGUUAUUAUUAUUAUUAUUAUUAUCUUUAUUCUUUUAAUUAGAAGAGUACAGUCUAACUUGCACCUUAUUUGAUUAGGCUAGUUAGAUAAAAAGGGACCCAAAAGGAUAAUUUGGGUUAGAGGAGGGAGAACUUGGGGGAUAUGUACAUGACUCGUGUAUGUAACUUGCAGGGAAUGCUGUAAAUUACCUUUAUUAUUAGUUAUAAAUACUAUAAUUUUUGCAGUUAUUGA
This is a messenger RNA of Glycine soja, 1933 nucleotides long. RefSeq lists its product as uncharacterized. The record is from RefSeq and is a predicted model, not a curated record. The transcript has 3 exons. Bases 171 to 1664 code for a protein of 497 amino acids. NCBI's taxonomy places the organism in Eukaryota, Viridiplantae, Streptophyta, Magnoliopsida, Fabales, Fabaceae.